UGGGUUCUUUUCUCUCGCAAGUGGCACUUUCUUCUUCUUCUUCAAACUCGUAACAAAUUUUCCCUCUCAAUGAAGAAGAAGAAGCCUUCACCUUCCCAAUGACACCACCCUUCACUCUCUCUCUCUCCCUCUUUGUCAUUCUCACCAUAACCGCCGUCCACGGCCUGGGCUCCGCCGCCACCACUGCCGUCACCUACGGCACCGCCACCGUGUGCGGCAUCGUCGCCGGGGAGCCCCAGCACCGCAUCCAGUGUUCCCGCAGCGGCAGGCGCGUCGUCCCCCUCACCCUCCCCAACGUUUCCUUCGACGCCAUCUCCGGCGGCCGGAGCUUCUUCUGCGGCCUCCGCUCCGGCGGCCGCAGCCUCCACUGCUGGGACACCGCCGCCCCAAACGCCUACUUCCGCUCCAAGAGACUCUUCCACAGCGACGUGGUGCAGUUGGCUGACGUGGCAGUUGGCGACUCUCAGGUGUGCGCCAGAGAGGUGCAAUCCGGUGUUGUGCGGUGCUGGAGAGGAAGCGGUGGGGUCCAGUUCAGUUCCCCUUCGGAGGGGUUAAGGUUUCGUAGCAAUAGCAUCACAUGUGGUUGUGGUUUUUCAUGUGGGGUGAUAAAAGAGAGUGGAAGAGUCGUGUGUUGGGGUGAUGGUGAUGAGGGUGCAAAUACAAAAAGUAUUAGCGAUGAGAUUCAAAGAAAGUUUGAGAAUUUCACUAUGUCAAGUUUGGUUGCUGGGGUGUCUCAUGUGUGUGGUUUGACUCUUCAUGGGGCUUUGGUUUGUAGAGGGAACAAUGCUUCUGGUCAACUAGGAAAUAAUGAUGGUGUUUUGAGUUCUUCUUUGGAGUUUUCAGGUCUUGCUUUGGGAGAAGAUUUCACGUGUGGAAUUAGGACUAGGAAUGGUGUUGUUGUGUGUUGGGGUGGUGGUUUUGAAAGCGAUGUGGUGAAAGGUGUUUCUUUUGAGUCACUUGUUGCUGGUUUGGAUUAUGUGUGUGGGUUGACAACUAGGAAUUUGUCAGUGGUGUGUUGGGGUAAAGGCAGGUUUUUUCAUGUGCCUAGUGAGCUUCCAUUGGGUGUGAUUCUUCCAGGUCCAUGUGUUGAGGGUGCUUGUAGCGGCUCUUGUGGUACAUAUCCUGAUUCUGGUGCUCUUUGUCAUGGCUCUGGGAGUAUUUGUUACUCUUGUCAAACUGAGGUUCCACUAGCAGUUCCAUUGCUUCCACCAUCAACAACACAAGUUGUUCCAAAACAAGAACAUUCUUCACGUGGAGGAAGAAGCUUGAGGGAGUUUUUGAUUUUUUUUAUUGUUGGAUCAGUUGGUGUUUUUGUGGGGUUAUGCACUAUUCUUUAUUUCAUUUGGAUUUGUGCAAGGAGGUUUUUGUUGAGUAGAAAAGAAGUAGGAGGUAAUAAUUCUGUGAAACCUACAAGCUCAGAGAGUGAUGCAUAUGUGGAUAUAAUCCCCAUGCCUAAUGUUGGUUCUAAUGGGACAACAUUCAGAACUUUUUCUAGCAAAAGUCAGGCAUCAAGAAGAUUUGGGAGGCAUAGGAGUGGUUCAUCAUCGAAGCAUGUCGACAGAACCGAGAGUUUCUCAUUGUCUGAACUUGCAACGGCCACUGACAACUACUCGCUGUUUAACAAAAUAGGUGCUGGUAGCUUUGGCUGUGUUUACAAAGGCAUGCUAAGAGAUGGUCGUGAAGUAGCAAUUAAAAGAGGAGAUACCAGUGCCAUGAAGAAGAAAUUUCAGGAAAAAGAGAUUGCUUUUGAUUCUGAAUUGGCCAUGCUGUCACGGCUUCACCACAAGCACUUGGUGAGGCUAAUUGGGUUCUGUGAGGAGAAUGAUGAGAGGCUCUUGGUCUAUGAGUACAUGAGUAAUGGUUCACUUUAUGACCAUUUGCAUGACAAGAACAAUGUUGACAGAAGUAGCAACAUUUUGAAUUCUUGGAAGAUGAGGAUCAAGAUUGCAUUGGAUGCUGCUAGGGGAAUUGAGUACAUUCACAACUAUGCGGUGCCACCCAUUAUCCACAGGGACAUCAAGUCCUCCAAUAUACUCUUGGAUUCAAACUGGAAUGCUAGAGUUUCUGACUUUGGAUUAUCAAAAAUUUGGCCAGAGACUGAGCAAGAAUUGAUGUCCUCCAAAGCAGUUGGCACUGUUGGAUACAUAGACCCUGAGUACUAUGUGUUGAAUGUGCUGACCACAAAGAGUGAUGUGUAUGGUUUAGGAGUGGUAAUGUUGGAGCUUCUCACAGGAAAAAGAGCAGUGUUCAAACCUGAAGAUGGGUCAGGCCCUAUGGGGGUGGUGGAAUACACAGGGCCAAAGAUAGCAUCAGGAGAGCUUUGGAGUGUGUUGGAUUAUAGAGUUGGUCAACCUGAAGUGAAUGAGGUUGAGUCCCUUGAGAUCAUGGCUUACACUGCUAUGCAUUGUGUGAACUUGGAGGGAAAAGAGAGGCCUGAAAUGACUGGCAUAGUUGCUAACUUGGAGAGGGCAUUGGCUUUCAUUGAGGGAACCCCUACUAGCCUCUCCAUAGCUUCAUUCUCUGCCCCUCUUGAAUAAAAAAAUCUCAUCCUCAAAUUCAUUCAUGAAAUUCUUUUAUUUUUUUUUUCUUCACUUCAAUUUCUUCUUCUUUUCUAAGAUUAUUCUUUGGGUUGUACAUGUAUGGACUUUAGGUGAAAACAUAAGAAUUUCUCAUCUGAGAUAUUGAGAAGAGAAAAUAAAAGCAAAAGGAUCGAUGGUCCAUUUUGAUCCUCAACAAGUUUUUUACUACCUCCCAAGGUUUUUUAGAUUUCAUGAC
Molecule: messenger RNA, 2775 nt
Organism: Glycine soja
Lineage: Eukaryota; Viridiplantae; Streptophyta; Magnoliopsida; Fabales; Fabaceae
Product: putative serine/threonine-protein kinase-like protein CCR3
Exons: 1
Coding region: 99-2537 (812 amino acids)
Biological process (GO): protein phosphorylation
Molecular function (GO): ATP binding; protein serine/threonine kinase activity
Source: RefSeq, a predicted model, not a curated record